AUGGAGUAUCCGUUACAGACCCGGACCCGGAAUUACGUCAAAUUGGGUUAUCACUACCUAAUAUCUCACCUUUUGAAGCUUUUAUUGGUCCCUUCAAUGGUGGUUUUGCUCACGAACAUGUCUCUCUUAAGCCUAAACCAGCUUUGUCUCCACUACCUCCAGAACAAUCUCCUCGGAUUCAUCUUCCUCAUAACCGUAGCGAUUUUCGGAUUCGUCGUCUUUUUCAUGUCGAAACCGAGAUCGGUUUACCUUGUCGACUACUCAUGUUACCUCCCGCCUUCUAAUCUCAAAGUUAGCUACAAGAAAUUCAUGGAUCGUUCUAAACUGAUUCAAGAUUUCAACGAAUCUUCGCUUGAGUUUCAGAGGAAGAUCAUGGAGAGAUCCGGUCUCGGAGAAGAGACUUACCUCCCGGAAGCUCUUCAUUGUGUCCCUCCUCGUACGACUAUGGCCGCGGCGCGUGAAGAAGCGGAACAGGUAAUCUUCGGUGCACUCGACAAUCUCUUCGAGAAUACGGAAAUCAACCUUAGGGAGAUUGGUGUUUUGGUGGUGAAUUGUAGUUUGUUUAACCCUACACCUUCUUUAUCCGCUAUGAUUGUUAACAAGUAUAAGCUUAGAGGAAACGUCAAGAGCUUUAAUCUAGGAGGAAUGGGAUGUAGUGCUGGUGUUAUCGCCAUUGAUCUUGCGAAUGAUAUGUUACAAAUACAUAGAAACACAUUUGCUCUUGUGGUUAGUACAGAGAACAUUACUCAGAAUUGGUACUUUGGUAACAAGAAAGCAAUGUUGAUCCCUAAUUGCUUGUUUAGAGUUGGUGGAUCAGCGAUUCUGCUCUCGAACAAGACUCUUGAUCGAAAACGAUCAAAGUAUAAACUUGUUCAUAUGGUAAGGACUCAUAAAGGAUCUGAUGAGAAAGCAUUCAAUUGUGUGUACCAAGAACAGGACGAGGCUUUGAAAACCGGAGUUUCUUUGUCUAAAGAUCUAAUGGCUAUAGCUGGAGAAGCUCUAAAGACGAAUAUCACCACUUUAGGUCCUCUGGUUCUUCCAAUUAGCGAACAAAUUCUGUUUUUCGCGAAUUUUGUGGCUAAAAGAUUGUUCAACGCCAAGAACAAGAAGUCUUACAUACCGGAUUUCAAGCUUGCCUUUGAUCAUUUCUGUAUUCACGCGGGAGGUAGAGCCGUGAUCGAUGAGCUAGAGAAGAGUUUAAAGCUUUUGCCAAAACAUGUGGAAGCGUCAAGAAUGACAUUGCACCGAUUUGGAAACACUUCCUCGAGCUCGAUCUGGUAUGAAUUGGCUUACACGGAAGCUAAAGGAAGAAUGAGAAAAGGGAACCGAGUUUGGCAGAUUGCGUUUGGAAGCGGGUUUAAAUGUAACAGUGCGGUUUGGGUGGCUCUUUGCGAUGUCGAGCCUUCGGUUAACAGUCCUUGGGAACAUUGUAUCCAUAGAUAUCCGGUUAAGGUUGAUCUCUGA
This is a messenger RNA of Arabis nemorensis, 1464 nucleotides long. The record is from the annotation of a GenBank genome assembly. Lineage: Eukaryota; Viridiplantae; Streptophyta; Magnoliopsida; Brassicales; Brassicaceae.